AUGACUAGAACCUCCGUUUUGGCUGACGCCUUGAACGCUAUCAACAACGCCGAGAAGACCGGUAAGCGUCAGGUCUUGAUCAGACCUUCCUCCAAGGUUAUCAUCAAGUUCUUGCAGGUUAUGCAGAAGCACGGUUACAUUGGUGAGUUCGAGUACAUCGACGACCACAGAUCCGGUAAGAUCGUUGUCCAGUUGACCGGUAGAUUGAACAAGUGUGGUGUCAUCUCCCCAAGAUUCAACGUCAAGAUUGGUGACAUUGAGAGAUGGACUGACAACUUGUUGCCAGCCAGACAGUUCGGUUACGUCAUCUUGACCACCUCUGCUGGUAUCAUGGACCACGAGGAGGCCAGAAGAAAGCACGUUUCCGGUAAGAUCUUGGGUUUCGUGUACUAA
Candidozyma pseudohaemuli is the source of this 393-nucleotide messenger RNA. RefSeq names its product 40S ribosomal protein uS8 (gene RPS22A). Gene Ontology annotation, biological process: translation. NCBI's taxonomy places the organism in Eukaryota, Fungi, Ascomycota, Pichiomycetes, Serinales, Metschnikowiaceae. Bases 1 to 393 code for a protein of 130 amino acids. The transcript has a single exon. Gene Ontology annotation, molecular function: structural constituent of ribosome. Gene Ontology annotation, cellular component: cytosolic small ribosomal subunit; ribosome. The record is from RefSeq and is a predicted model, not a curated record.